AUGGAGGGAGCCACGUAUCUUAAUUUCUUUAUUCUGCUGCUACACGUGUAUUCAUCUGGGAAGCGUAAUGCUACCAUGCUAAUCGCUGCAAUCCUUCAAGUGCUCAUUGUAGAGCUUACUUUUGACGACAGCGACCGGUGGCACGCGCAGGCACUGGUGAUGCUGGUGCCAAGUCACGUUCCACUUUACACAGUACUACUUCGUGCGCAGCUUUAUUACAUGACAUUUGUUGCGACAUCACGAUUGCGAAUCAACCCGUUCCUUCAACCAUUCGCGAUGGGAUUUCUAAUUAUAAUGCUGACGUUCCCUUUUGAGAUGAUGGGCACCAAAUUUCUCUGGUGGACGUGGCAUGACACGGACCCACUUCUCCACUCACGUAUUAUGGGUAUUCCGUGCCAUGUCCUAUUUUACUACUACUUUUUUGCUUUUGCAUUUCUUUCUGUGCAUCACAUUUUAUGCAGCACUUGGCUUGUGGACGUGAAAUAUUCGAAUGUUCACUGGAAAUCUGAGUGGGGCUACGUGCUGCUGAUGCCGUUCAUCGCUACAAUAUUUGCUAUGUUUUUUCUCAUUUUAGGCUAUUAUGGGACUGUUUAUUUUUUAAAGAUUGAUGCACAGGCGAUGCUUUUCACUCUGAUGGGACUCAGCUCGUUGCUAGCAUGGUUGGCAGAUCGCGAGAGAGAUGACACUCAAAUUCAAAAACAGCUGGGACCUGAAGACGCCUACGAUAGCGACUGGCUCAACCCGUCUUUUGAUCAUGCUGUGAACCAAAUGGCAUUCUUGCUUUAUGCCUUUUUGAUUCUCCUGGUCUUGUUCAUCGACCCAACAGAAAUCGUGUCACUGGGCCUCCACCAGCCUCUAGGCAACUGCCUGGAAAGCGAGUCAUUUUAUUCGCACGUGGGGAUGCAGUUUCAUCGCAAGAAGUAUUUAUGCGUACACGAAUUCGAAGAGGAUUACAUUCUGUGCAACUACCCGGUGAAGCAGCUAUUAUACGAAGAUAUGUGGUACAUGAUCUGCGGUCGCAGCUACCAAAACUACCCGACCUACUUGAUGCUUAGCAUAAGUAGCUUCUUGGGCAUAAACAUGCUGCUCAUCCAGGCAGACGCUUAA
Messenger RNA from Plasmopara halstedii, 1107 nucleotides. RefSeq lists its product as uncharacterized. The transcript has 6 exons. NCBI's taxonomy places the organism in Eukaryota, Oomycota, Peronosporomycetes, Peronosporales, Peronosporaceae. Bases 1 to 1107 code for a protein of 368 amino acids. The record is from RefSeq and is a predicted model, not a curated record.